Messenger RNA from Aspergillus affinis, 861 nucleotides. RefSeq names its product alpha/beta fold hydrolase. Bases 1 to 861 code for a protein of 286 amino acids. The record is from RefSeq and is a predicted model, not a curated record. The transcript has a single exon. Lineage: Eukaryota; Fungi; Ascomycota; Eurotiomycetes; Eurotiales; Aspergillaceae. Gene Ontology annotation, molecular function: hydrolase activity.
AUGGCAGCCAGGUGGCAAUCGAAGCGUCUCCUUCAGGGCAUCAACGCCAUUGUUGGCGGACAGGGACCCCCGGUGGUACUUGUUGCAGGCUGGCCCCAGACAGCGGAAGCCUACGGCGACAUAUUUGAAUCACUUUCAAAGCAUCAUCAAUUCUUUGCCCUAGACCCUCCCGGACUGGGAGAGUCGGCGCCAUCCACCAACGGCUACGAUACCGCAACAAUCAGCAAGACCCUAGCCGAAUCCCUCAACGAAGUGAUCAAAGAACCAUACCAUCUGGUGGGCCAUGAUGUCGGAGGAUGGAUCGCUUACCCGUGGGCUGCGCAGUUCCCUUCGAAGAUCAAGAGUCUCAGCAUUCUAGACGCAGCGGUUCCCGGCCUAGCGCCCCCUCAACAAUUCCCACUGUCGAACGAGACCAACUUGCGCCUCUGGCAAUUCUCGUUCAACGCGCUGCCUGAACUCCCGGAGAUCCUCACGCAGGGCCGUGAGCGCGAACUUCUCACGUGGUUCUUCAAUCUGAAGGUCGCCCAUCCGGAGAAAUUCCCGAAGGAGAGACUGGAAUCCUACAUCCAGAGUUAUGCGAGACCCGGAGCCAUGAGCCGUGGCUUUGAAUACUAUCGUGCCGUUGAACGCAGCUCGAAGCAGAAUAUCGAAUUCACGAAGAAGCCUCUCAACCUACCGGUGCUGGCGCUGGGAGGGUCCAAGUCUGUGGGCGCGAAUAUGGUUCGACUGGCGCAGACCCUAGGAAGCAACGUCCAAGGAGGGGCGAUAGAAGACUGCGGUCACUUUGUGGCCGAGGAGCAGCCCGACGAAGUGGCAAGAAAAUUGCUGGAGUUUUUCAAACACGUUGACGAAAAGCAUUGA